GCGCUAUGUUGUCCAGGAAAGGACUCAUUCCUGAAGAUUACUUGCUUACACGUUUGGCCGAGGAUGUUCUGCAGCCCAAGUUCAAGGCGAAAGCGGGGAAGGCUCGGUUUGUCUCCAAGAACGGCACAUGCAAUGUGGCGCAUACCAACAUCCGAGAGCAGGGCCGAUUCUUGCAGGAUGUGUUUACCACGCUCGUGGAUUUAAAAUGGCUUCACACGCUCAUCAUUUUCACCAUGUCGUUUCUGUGCAGCUGGCUCCUUUUUGGAAUGAUCUGGUGGCUCGUUGCGUUUGCGCACGGCGACUUGGACCAGAGCGGAGACGACUUUAUCCCGUGCGUAACGGAUAUUCACUCCUUCUCCUCCGCGUUUCUGUUCUCUAUAGAGGUCCAAGUGACCAUAGGCUUCGGGGGCCGGAUGAUCACGGAGGAAUGCGUCUCCGCUAUCAUCAUUCUGAUCGUGCAAAACAUCGUCGGGUUGGUAAUCAACGCCAUCAUGCUUGGCUGCAUCUUCAUGAAAACCGCUCAGGCCAACAGGCGCGCGGAGACGCUCAUUUUCAGCAAAUACGCUGUUAUCUCCGUCCGAAACAACAAGCUCUGCUUUAUGGUUCGCAUUGGGGAUCUGAGGAAAAGCAUGAUCAUCAGCGCCACCGUGCGAAUGCAGGUUGUCAAGAGAACCACCACGGAGGAGGGUGAGGUGGUGCCACUAGACCAAAUCGACAUACACAUGGAUAACCCAGUGGGUACCAAUGGCAUCUUCCUGGUAUCUCCGCUCAUCAUCUGUCACAUAAUUGACAAGCACAGCCCCCUUUACGAGCUUUCCGCCUCUGAUCUGUUACACCAAGACAUAGAGGUGAUCGUUGUGUUGGAGGGGGUGGUGGAGACCACCGGUAUCACCACCCAGGCCAGGACGUCCUACGUGUCUGAGGAGAUCCUGUGGGGACAGCGCUUUGUGCCUACAGUGUCCGAAGAGGACGGCAUGUACGCAGUGGACUACUCCAAGUUUGGCAACACUGUGAAGGUCCCAACACCUUGCUGCAGCGCUAAGAAACUGGAUGAGGCAGGUGGCAUCGCUCGGUUUAAACUGACCGAGGGCGUCACCUUGCGGGCGUCAGUAAGAAGACGUCGGGGCUCCGCGGUGGCUCGAAGGUCCAGGCUGGAGACCAUGAAAACUUAAGAGUGUGCAAAUCAUGUCUGCGAGCAUUUUGUAUGAGAGUUAACAGUCUAAGAUUGGUGGUUAUUGAUUCAGAUAAUCAUAUUUAUUUUAUAACAUAUGGCAGAGAUUACCUGUAAUCAACAAUCAGCAUAUAUUCUCUCCAGCCGUAUGCAGCCAGUGCGCACAACAUGCUUUUAUACUCAGGGUCAGCGUGAAAAUGAGAUAGAAUGCACUGAUGAUUAGAAGUGACUGCUGUAUCAAGAGUGAAUCAGCUUGUCUUUUAUUUAAACAAAAAAGUGACUGCAUGUGUCCUAAAUAAAUAAAAGAACGCUGCUAGAAAUGGUGUUGUGAAUGGAGCGUCACAAGACGGAAAUGAGAUUAGAACAAUGAGGCACUCCCACAAUUAAGCAAGGCGUUCUCAACAUGCGGAAGAACUCAUUAGUAUAUCCCCUGAUUUUACACAGAAUAAGUUACAGCACAGUAGGCUGUAGCAUUAAAAUAAAUAAAUAAAUACAAAUCUGCACUACAGUUUCUCAUUACUCUAGUCGAUGGCUACAUAGCUGUCAGCUACUCUGACAAAGAUUAAAAUACAGUCAAAGAUUAGGGCUGAAGAAGCAAUCAUACCCAAACCCAACUCUAUAGGCUGGAUCAAACAAAUCUUACAGUUCCCACAGUACAGUCAAAAGAAUCAUUUACAUUUUAUGAGAUCGC
Pelmatolapia mariae (spotted tilapia) is the source of this 1862-nucleotide messenger RNA. RefSeq names its product potassium inwardly rectifying channel subfamily J member 11 (gene kcnj11). Bases 6 to 1172 code for a protein of 388 amino acids. The record is from RefSeq and is a predicted model, not a curated record. Gene Ontology annotation, biological process: regulation of monoatomic ion transmembrane transport; potassium ion import across plasma membrane. The transcript has a single exon. NCBI's taxonomy places the organism in Eukaryota, Metazoa, Chordata, Actinopteri, Cichliformes, Cichlidae. Gene Ontology annotation, molecular function: ATP-activated inward rectifier potassium channel activity. Gene Ontology annotation, cellular component: plasma membrane.